CAGUCGGAUCCCAAAGAGUGUCCCUCGGUGACACGGUGUUUCUUGUAAAUAUUUUAAGGAUAAUCAGGAUGUUUGACGUGUAAGAAAGUGACAUUAGGCCGGACUCGAAUGUCCGGCUUCGAAAGGUGCGAGCCACGAGGACUGUUAACGUGUACCUGGAUGAAUUUCGACGUUUUCAUACACCGAGGAAUUCUUGGGCACGCUCUUCUAUAUAUCGCCGUAACAAUAGUCGCCAAAUUUACUGCGCAUUUUGCAAAAUGUUGGAAGGACUCGUCGCCUGGGUACUUAACAAUUACCUCGGGAAAUACGUGGAGAAUCUGAACACGGAUCAGUUGAGCAUUGCGCUGCUGUCAGGAGAAGUUGAACUCGAAAAUCUACCACUGAAGCGUGAUGCAUUGAGGCACAUUGGCUUGCCCGUUGAAAUCAAGGCUGGAUUUAUUGGUAAGGUCCGACUGCAGAUACCGGUUCGUCAGAUUAGAACAGCAUCUUGGGUUAUCGUAAUCGAGCAACUUUAUUUAGUGGCAGGACCUAUAUGUCUUGACGAGUAUGAUCACGAAGCCGAAGAACAAGCGGUACAGGAAAACAAACUUAGUCGCUUGGAUGCACUUGAAGCUAGGUGGCGAGCUGAAGCAGAAAGAGACCCGGGUUAUUAUGCCACAAGCUACAGUUCCUGGUUAAACUAUGGUACCUCCUUAGUGACUAAUAUUAUCGAAAACCUGCAGCUCAAUAUCAAAGAUGUUCACUUCAGAUAUGAAGAUAAUGUGACUCAGUCCUCCAAAAAUGGUGAAGGCGUUGCGUUAGGUGUAACGAUAGGAGCAUUAUCGGCUCAAAGCUGCGAUGCUAGCUGGAUACCUGGAUCCACUUCGUGGAACCUCAACGAUGCCUCGUUCAAGCUCAUGGAGCUGGACAGGCUCUCUGUUUACUGGAAUCACUUGAAGCCCGAGCAAUUUUUUGGCAUCCUCAGCCUUGGAGAUCUAGCUAUUGCCAUGAGCGAAUCCAAAACCCGAAAAUGGAAGUAUAUAUUGCCUUCAGUGAAUGCCCGAGCUCAUAUCAAAAGGGAUCGCUCGGAAAAACCUUUGCGAUCCAUAAACAAACCAAGGAUCGUGUUAGAUUUGCUGCUGGACCAGGUGCCGUUGUCCAUCACCGAUGUGCAAUACAAAGAAAUAGUUAAAUGUAUACAGGAGUUAGAGGAUAUAGACCGCCAGAGGAGGCAAAGGCGAUGUCGACCUAUGCUAUCCGUAUCGGAGGACCCAAAAGCAUGGUGGAGGUAUGCCAUUCGGCUACAUUUAGGGAAGGAUGCCCUGAAACCUAAAGUAACGUGGGAAGACAUGCUUCGUCGCGGUAAAGAGAAUGUAGCGUACGUGGAGAUAUGCACUAAGAUGUUAGGAACCCCGACAACGAUCUUACCGACGGAAACAAAGCAAUUAAAAGACACGAUAGAGCUGGAGAGAAGCUUCGACGAGUUAAAGGUACUGCGAGAGAUUGCUCUAGCCAGGGUGAAACCUCCGAAGCAGCCACAGUCUCCGACGACAAGUGUUCCGCAGGCGAGGGGUAUGUUGGUCCAGUGGUUUCCCCAGUGGUGGGGUUGGUAUUCAAAAACCCCACAGAACAGCACCCAGACACCAUCCUCGACCUUUGACGGAGAACUCUUAGACGUUCUGGCUGACACAAUGGACGACGACACUCUUCUUCGUAGAGAUGCUAUAUUUGGUCAGUUCAACUUCACCCUCUCCAAUGGAGUGAUUUCUUUGUGCACUCCGGUUGAGAAUCCGGAAGGCUCGCAGAAGACCGUGAUGGAGCUACGGUUUGAAAGGGUACAAUUGACCUACGAGUCGAGGCCCAGGUCAGGCUCCCACAAGUUCUCGGUGAGCCUGGGUGCCCUCUACCUACACGACUACUACACGGAGAAGUCCACCUUUCCCAUUCUGGUGCAACCCCAGGUGGUAACAGGGCCUCUUCAAGGUAGACUACGAGGCUCUUCGGAGAAGCUGGUCAGCCAGGCUACGCAGCAAGCCCUGUUUGAGCUGGUCUACGAGAAGAGACCCCUCCACCUGGCUGCGGAGCACUCCCUACAGGUGCACUCCAGGUCGUUGGACGUGGUGUACAAUCCCCUAGCUAUGAAGUGGCUGAUGGACUUCCUCUGCGGGCCCCACAGGGACUCUUCAGACCGCAGGCUCCAAGCAAUGAAGAGGCGAACCAGGAGAAGGCUUAUCAGGAACUGGGAACAGAUUCUGGAGGGCGACUUCGUCUACAGAUCGUCCUGGGAUUUGAGACUCAAGAUAUCCGCCCCGCAGAUCCUCCUCGUCGAGAGAUUCACCGACGUGGACGCGGCGGUCGUCGUGGUCGACUUCGGUAGGCUCCGGCUUACUAAUAACCCGGAGACUGAGACGAUCACCUCGCAGCCGGGCUCUCCGGCUGAGAUCCCGCGUCCCCAGGAAGCAGAGAACGAGGAGGAGGAAGAGGACGAGGAUGACGAGAGGUACGAGACGCCCUGCUCGACGCCGCCCGGGAGCAAGGAGAACGGCUCUCUGCAAGAGGACCAUCCUCAGGGCAUCUCCGAGGCAGCUCUCCAUCAGCGACUCUACGACCGCUACUCGGUCGACCUGGCCGACUUGCAGGUCCUCGUCGGCAGAGUCAGAGACAGCUGGAAACACGCGCGCACCCGCGGCAUGUCGAACCUCCACGUCCUGGAGCGAUUCAACAUCUCCUUGGAGGUGGAGAGGAGGGUCGUCGCCACGACGGACCCGCAGUACCCCUCGGCGACGAUCUCGGGGAACCUGCCCAGGCUGGUGGUCCACGUGAACGAGCAAAAGGUCGAGGCCAUUCGCUCGAUGUGGGGCCUCCUCGUGGGAGUCCACGCGACCGAGGUCCCCAGGGGCGUCCCGGUUGAGCCGGAGAGCCCCAGGAAGGAGGAGGCCCCGGAGCGGAACCUGGCACACGUGGUGAUGGUCCAGUUUAUCGUCGACCGGAUGACAUUCGAACUCCAGUCCAGGGGAAGGAGCGUUGCCGAGCUCCAGGUCUCCGGGGUUAAGGCCGCGCUGAGCAAGCGGCCCGCCGACCUGGGCGCUUCCCUCUCGGUGCACGGGCUGCUGCUCGUCGACGCUCUCCAGGAGUUCGGGCCCGACUUCGAGCUCCUCGUCGCGAGCCACCGACACGUGGGGAUGGACAGCGUAUCCGGGAGCUUGUGGGACUCGGAGCCGACCUCGCCGACCUCUCCGGAGUCCCCGGGCUCGCCCGACCUCUCGCAGUCCAAGAGACCGACCUCUCCGGUCGCCCUGAGCCGUGCCCUGACCUCCUUGGUUCGUCGUGACCCCAGGAACCCGCUAACCGGGGCCGGCCUCGACCGGACCGACUCCGAGGCGCUCAUCGUCGUCGAGCUGGUCGCCGUCGACGAGCCCCUGGAGCGACUCAGGGUGGCCAGUAUCCAGUUCAACAACCUGGACAUCAUAGCCAACCAGGAGACCAUCGUCGAGAUCGUUGGCUUCCUCCGCAGGGUCUUCCCGUCCAGGAAGUCGCGCGUCAAGAGGGUCGUCGACCGCCAGGAGUCGGUCACCAGCUUGAACUCCGAGUUCCCGGGUCCUUCCACCAGGAUCGAGGUGUCCUUUGACUUCCACAGGCUGAACGUCCUGCUCCUCAGGGCGGUGGUCCAGGAGAGCGGCCUCGUCGGUCAGAAAAUAGCCACGGCGACGAUGUGUGACGCCAGGAUACAAGCCACCCUGGCUGCUGGAGUCUCGGUUUCCGGGUCUCUAGGGGGUCUUCAGGUACUGGACCAGACCCCCACGGGGAGGACACACCAGAGGAUCCUGAGUGUGGGUCGAGACCCGCUCGCGGACCCUAGGAACCAGCCUAUGGACCACUUCCCGGAGCUCUCGGAGCAGCCCGAAGCCUUCAGGUUCUCGGCGAGCCGCGGGUCCAGGGUGGAGAGGCACGGCAACGCGGAGACCACCCCCGCCGAGGUCGUCGUCAGGGUCGGGAGCGUUUGGUACACCCACGCGCCCCACCUCAUCUCCGAGCUCCGGUCCUGUGCCGACGAGUUCAAGCAGUACCUGAAGAACCUGGCGCGCCAGAUCGGGGCCGCGGCGACCGACAUGGCGAUAGGCCUGGUGCAAGCCGAAGACUGGUCGGCUCCACCUCGAAGAAGGCUUCCGAGUCUAUCCCUAGACGGAGGGGAGGCACCAGCGUUGGCUCUGAAGCUAGACGUUGUCCUGGACAGCCCCGUCCUGGUGGUCCCAAGAUCGGCGCACAGUUCCCAGGUCUUCGUGGCCCACCUAGGGACCAUGUCUCUGAGGCACGAGCCCCCGAAAGAGACCCCCGCCAAGCACGAGGUCACCCUGGAAGUCCGCGACAUGAACCUCUACUCCUUGGAAAUCGCCCGGAAGUCCGACAGGAGCUCGAAGGGGUUUCCACUACGUGCCGAAGAGGUCUACUCCUGCAAAGAGUCGGGCAAGCCCAUCCUCCACGAUACCCUCCUCAAGGUCGUCGUCCAGAGAGAGACGAUCACGCCGGAGCUGCAGAGCCCCGGGUUCCUCCUAGAGGCAGAGCAUCAGAGUGCCAGCCCGGUUUUUCAACUCCACGGGAUGGCGAUAACGCCCUUGAAGGUGUCCCUGACGAGAGGCCAGUACGAACAGGCCCUGGCCACGAUUCACGGACUCUUCUCCAGUUCGGCUAGCGGAGCCGCCGCUAAAGAGCACCAGGUGCAGGAUCAGCCGGCCGACCUGCGCAGGUUCGACCUCUCCGUCAAAGUUCUCUUCGAGCUGCCUUUCCUCGGGGUCGAGCUGAAGAGGGACCACCUGGAGCAACCGCUAGUGGAGCUGUCGAUGCGCGACUUCGCGGCCAGGUACGAGAAGCUCCAGAGACUGGAGUGGACCCUGCAGGUGUCCCUGAGGUCGCUGCUGAUGGAGGACCUACUCUGCCCGGUGGGGUCCAGACACCGGUGCAUGAUGCAGUCCUCGGCUCCGUCCAGGGCGCGCCUGCCGGCAGGGGUAUCCAGGUCCUGCCCCGACCUGGCGUUCGCCAGGAGGUGGAGGAGCGAGAUGGCCAGAGGGAGCCUCCCGGAUAGGCUGGAGACCGACACCCUCUACGGCGCGGUCCCCGACCAUUGGAGGAGGAAACCAGUGUCCUCGGCGGACACCCCGAACACCCCUCCACCCUCUCCUGGGGCGAUCACCAGCGAGGAGAACCUGGUGCUCAUCGAUAUCUGCACGACCUUGCCAGACCCCGGUUCCACCUCCGAGCAGGUCCUCAGAAAGAACAUUUGCGUGGACUUCAACUGUCUUGACCUGGUCGUCAGCGUGGAGUCUUGGAUGGUGGUCUUCGACUUCCUGGGGAUCGGCGAGCCUGGAGACCUCGUCCCACCUAGCCCCUCAGCUUCCAAGAUACCCGAAGGCGAGGCGCACGAGGUGGAUGGAUCCUCACAGAGGACAUCGAAGACCAUCCUGAAGUCCGAGGUGGAGCUCGAGGUGCGCUCCCUGACUCUGGUGCUCACCAGGGGCGAGCGCGAAGUCGCCCGGGCGAACGUCUCCGAUGCAACCAUGAGGAUCCUGACAGAUGCCCUGAAGAGCCAGGUCGCAGGUUCGCUGGGCUCGAUGUCGCUGCUGGAUCUGUCUCCUCAUGGCAGAUGUUACCGCGAAAGGUUCCUCAGCUCUGGCAGGAAGGCGUUGACCUUUCAGUACUCCAGCUACGCGACCCAUGGAGACUCCAGGAACCUGGACCGAGAAUACGACGCCAGACUCCGCAUCAGAAUGGCCGCAGUGCACUACGUGCACACGCAGAGGUUCGUCUCAGAGCUGCAGGCCUUCUUCGUGCACUUCGCGCAGCUGCAGACGGCGAUGACGAACCUGCGCGCAGGGGGUGAGGCCGACGAGAGCGGCAGGAGGAGCAGGAGGCUCUCCCUGGAGCUGCACGCAGGAGCACCCAUCAUCCUGAUCCCGGUUAGCUCCAGGUCGGAGGAGUUGGUGCUCCUGGAUCUGGGGGAGCUCACCGCGAACAACGUCUUCGAGUUCUCCAGCGUGGUCCAGGACUGCCUCCUAGACGUGACCGACGUCGAGCUGGUGAACAUGGACGUCUACACCGGGAGGAGGCUGAAGGCUGAUCAAGAUGGAGACCAGGACGAGGACACCCUAACCGUUUGCGGGUUCCGCGUGAAGAAGCUUGGCCCUUCCCUGUUGACGGAGAAGUGCCACCUAAAACUCCGGGUCGAGAGGAACCUGGACGUGCACCUGAGCAGGGCGAUCCCGGACAUCAGCGUCAGAGGGACCCUCUCCACCAUGGACUGCGCCCUGGACCCUGCGCAGUACACCCUGAUUCGAGGUCUCCUCGCCUACAACAUCGGGGAGAGCCUUGAAGACCUCCGCUCCUGGUUCACCCAGGAGCCUAGCGACCCCUCGGAGUACCCUAGAACGAUCGAAGGUGCCUCUACCAAGGUCUGGACCAAGUCCUGCGUCACCUUGGAGCUGGUCAACGUCACCCUGAAGCUUCACCCCAACCACCAGAUCGCCGCUCUGGCCUGCGUCAAUUUCAUCAAGUCCAGACUGACCUUGGACUCUCUGAGCGAUGGCUCCCAGGACGUGGACCUGGUCUCCAGGGAGAUCCUGGUCACCGACACCAGGUUCCAAGACGAGCCGGCCAACAGGCGGUCCAACGUUUUCACGAGAAUACUUCAGCCCCUGAAGGACGACGGCAGUGCAGAAGACCGGGUCCAGGCCGAGGUGCACCACAGGAGACGUCCUAUGAACUCGGCCACGACGGUCCUCUUGCACAGCAUGCGACUCACGGCGAUCCUGGACUGGUGGGAAGCCGUCAAGGACUUCCUUAUCCUGAACUCCCCGGAACCUGAAGCGGUCCCUGGACUCGUACAUCCUGGAGUUCUCCAGCCCACGAGGAGCGAGACCAGCGUGAAUUCUAACAACAGUCUACCUUUCGAGCUGAAGCUCAACAUCACCGACUCCGAGCUCGUCGUAGUCGAGGACACUUCCCUGAAGGACACCAACGCGGUGAUCCUGCGCUCCACCACGAUCCUCUCUUUCAGGUCGGCUCCGCAGGAGGGGGAGAAGCCGCUUUCCUGCAACCUGUCCCACUGCGAGCUCUUCUCUUGCAUCCUGGGCCUGGAGAACGAGACAGCACUGUCCAUCAUCGACCCUGUUGGAGCUAGCUUGGAGCUGACCAGAGAAAAGCUCCUGGAGGUCCAACUUCAGCCUCUCAGCGUGCGCCUUAGCUACCACGACGUGGCCAUGUUCUCCAGGAUGCUGAGCUCCCUGCCGAAGCAGACCCUCUGGGCGAAGCAGAGGUCUACCUUGGGACCCCCCGCGAACCAGAAGAGCCACAUCGUAAAGCUCUCCGCUUUAGGGUUCGCAGAGACCGAUUGCGAAGCUGCUCUUCACAGAUGCAAUGGACAGCUGGACGAUGCGGCCUUGUGGCUCACCCAGAAUGCGUUUCCAAGUGCAGAUGCAACCGGGGAGAGGGUCCUUGUUAGGGCGGUGGAGCUGGAGACGACCUGCCUCAAGGUCUGCGUGAUAGACGACUGCAGGGACGCCGACGUCCCUCUGCUCGAGAUCACUCUGACCGACCUGACCCUGAAGCAGGAGUGCGAGGGACCCGGCCAGGUCUCGGCCACCUUCGCCGUGGACUACUACAACAGGGUGCUGAGUGGGUGGGAACCUUUCGUCGAACCUUGGAGAGCCACCCUUGAUUGGAAGCAAACCCUCACCAGCUCCCUCACCCCGAAGAGGCUCCAGGUCAAGGUUGACUCCGACGACUCCGUCAAUGUCAACGUCACCUCGACCUUCGUCGAACUCGUUACCCUCGUCAAGCAUAACUGGACGCAGGAUUAUUACCUGUCCAGCAAGGACUCUACCUUGGGGAGGUCCCUGAAGAACGUGCUGAGCUAUCGCAGGAGGUCGCCCUUCGUCCCCUUCGCCUUGAAGAACGAGACCGGGUCCAAGAUCUGGUUCAAGACUCUCAUCGCCACUGCAGAUGAUGUCAAGGAGAUCGGGCAGGAUGUCAAGGUCAGGAGCUUGCCGAAGAGAGACAAGACCUGGGACGAGGUGCCUCCUGGGGGCACUUUUCCGUUCACCUUUGAAGAAAGGGGCAAGCUUCGCCAUUAUUCCACUCAUAUCGUCCGCAGACAUCAGGUUCUUGUCAUGGUUGAUGGCUGGAACCCCGUGGACCCGGUCACCGUUGAUAGGGUCGGGGUCUACUUCAGAUACGCCAACCCUGAAAUCAGGGGGACUCAGCUCCACAUGGCCAUCCCAAAGGCGAGGGUGGUCUUCGAGGUCGAGCUGGAGGGCUCCGCCAGGAAGCUCGUCACCGUUCGCUCCGCUCUUCGGGUCGUCAACAAAUUGGCUUAUCCUGUCGACGUCAAGCUGGAGAAGUCCCUCGACCAAUUCGGAGAUGUACCCGCAAACAUGUUCGCCAAGGGGAAGACUCUUCAGGUUAAAGCGCAGUCCGUCGUGUCGAUACCUGUAACCCACACUGGUGUUGAAAUGUACCUGAGACCUGUUCAUCCCAGUGAAUCCUAUCAGUAUUGUAUGGAGGCCAUUGAUUGGACCAUGGUGAAGAAGCCUUCGGAGGUCCUGGAGAUCCAGGCGACCUGCAGAACCAACCGGGACCGUUUAUUCAGGAUGUGCGUCGCCGUGCGGAGGGACAACUUUCCUCCGGAUGUCGGCCAGAUGAUUCCAGGACACACGAUAUCCUUGCUGGCACCGAUCACCGUGAACAAUCUUUUACCUCAUGAACUGUUGUACAACACAGGGGCAGAAAAUGGCAGGAUACUUCCAGGGGAAAGCGCUGAUCUGCUCACCCCGAAACUUGAAGAGCACCUGGAAAUCAUCGUCCAACUGGACGGCUAUUCCGGAGCUGGGACGAUAUUACUAGCGCAGUGCAUCAAUUCUUUCACCGGCAGAGUCCGAUUGACGGACUCUUCAGGAAGGAUAUUGUUCCUGCAAGCCGCAGUGGUAGUUGAAAAGGGUUCGGCGGUGAAAAUCAACAUCACCGCUCCAUACUGGAUCAUCAACAAGACGGGACUGCCCCUGGUCUUCAGGCAGGAAGGCGUAGGAACGGAAGCUGCAGGUCAAUUUGAAGAGCACGAAAAGGCCAGGAUGGUCGCUCCUUUGUUGUUCUCCUUCAGCGACGAAGAGGCCAGCAGAACUCUCGCCGUCAGGGUCGGAACUGGAGUUCAUCCCAAUGGAAUACCUCAGUGGAGUCAACAUUUCCACCUGCAAAUCGGGGUUCAAGUUCAUCGAUUGCGAGUCUCUUUACGGGAUGGCAGGCCGGAUAUCGUUUAUUUAAUCGGCGUAGUCACCAGGGCAGCAAGAGGAAGGUACCGAGCAACAACGGUGGUUACUUUAUCGCCGAGAUAUCAAUCACAUAAUCGCUCCUCCUAUACCCUGGAGCUGGCACAAAAAUGCUUCACCACCACGGUUAGUCACCCUGACGCACAGGCGACAUACAUCACAGCAAUGCCCGAUUGUCAUAUGCCCUUUCAUUGGCCAAGACUGGACAAGGACCAACUGCUCUGUGUUCGCAUCAUCGAUGUCGAAAAUUGCGCCUGGUCGGGUGGCAUCACCUUGGACGGGAAUUACUCUAUGACGAUUAAUGUCAGGGACAUUGCAGGGAAAAUGAAUUUCUUAAGGGUGGACGUAGUCCUGAAGGAGAGCACUUACUUCAUCGUCUUCUCCGAUGCUGACACUAUGCCUCCUCCGAUCAGGGUUGAUAAUUUCUCCGAAGUGCCUCUGGUUGUCAAUCAAAACAAUGUCCUGGACAGUUUGCAAUGGACCGUAAGACCUCACUCUUCCGUUCCUUAUGCACUCGAUGAACCGAUACAACCUGCAGCUUUGGUUUUAACUGCUCCGGGAGGUGUUACAGCAACUUAUGACUUAAAUAUCCUUGGCGAAAGUAGAGGCUUGACUUAUGAGAACUUCAUUUACAUUGCAUUUACUGGAACGUUCAAGACGGAUGGCGAUCUGGGUACCAGUGAAUGUAGUCUGGAUCCUUUGGACGUAGAAACUCAAAGACUCGUCUUGGAAGCUGGUCCCGGAGGAUGGGUAGCUCUUCGCAGGAAACAGUAUGGAGCUCGUUCCCAGCUCUGGAGGAUGACUGGAAAUGGACAGCUUCAGCACGAAGGUUCCAGUCCACCUCGAGACAAGCACAGCAAAGCUACGGACAAGGUCCUGGUCUUGGACAUAGCUGGAACAGCUCCGCAGCCUUUUACAUAUUGUCCUCUUGCAUUGCGAAGACCUGACCCUAGAAGACGAUCUACUCAGACCUGGAGGUUCACCGAUGAUGGAAGACUCUGCUGUGCGCACCAGAAUAUGUGCGUUCAGUCCAAAGAUGGAUUUAUGGGCUUACACGAAGGCGGCUGUGUCGCCCGGUGGCAAAUGUGGAGCGAAGCAGUUUUGGGACCCCAGACACAUUGCGAUCCACCUCCAAUAGACCAAAGAGUCGGUAGACAAAGACUGCGACCUGGAUCUGGCUUUUUAAAUGUUAGGGUAACGACUGACGGCCCCACGAGAGUCCUGCAGGUUUUAGACAUCAAGGAAAGGAAGAAGACCUUCGCCCUCCUGGAGGAGCGCGACUGGUCGCACAUCGCAGUGACCCAGAGGCCGACCCAGGAGCCUCUAGACCCUGAAAGCAAGGACUCCAGAGAACUACAAGUGCAAGUGAGCCUGGCUGCAGGUCUGGGUCUCUCCGUGGUCUCCAGGAGGCCAGCCGAGGAGCUGGUAUUCUCCAGAUUCGCUGGCAUCGCCCUGGAAUUUGUUCGGACCCCGGGCAACGUCGUCGUCGACCUCAGCAUCGCCGAUGUCCAGGUGGACAACCAGCUCUUCGAAGCCCAGUGUACGUCGGUGCUCUACAUAGCUCGUAACUCCCGCCCUGAGAACGAUUCCAGGCCAGCGGUCCACGUCGCCCUGGAGAAGCUGCCCUCGAAGAACCAGAACGCCGAGAUCUACAAACACCUCAUCGUCAGCCUGAAGCCACUCUGCGUACACCUUGAAGAGAGACUCAUCCUGAAACUGGCCGCCUUCGCCGGGGCAGGAAGGGCAGAACUCGACGUCCCCGUCGACGAGAACGACUUCAAGGCCCAGAGAUUCGUCUCCGAGGUCUCCGCUGCUCAUGCCAAGAGAUACUACUUCGGGACCCUGAAGCUUGUCCCAAAUCAGAUCAAACUCAGCGUACUUACGUCGACGAAGCUCCCUCCGGAGCUCCAGGGGAUCAAAAGAAAGCUGGGCCUCACUUUGAUCAAGUUCGAAGAUGCCACGAUAGACCUGGAGCCUUUCACCAAAAAGCACCCCUUCGAGAGCAGCCAGUUUCUCCUGCACUCCAUCGUCAAGCACUUCAAGGACGAGCUGAAAUGGCAGGCUGCGGUUAUCCUGGGCUCGGUGGACUUCCUGGGGAACCCUCUUGGCUUCGUCAACGACGUCUCCGAAGGCGUCUCUGGGCUGAUUUACGAGGGCAGCGUCAAGACCCUCGUGAAAAAUGUGACCCAUGGCCUCUCGAACUCUGCGGCGAAGAUGACGGAAUCACUGUCGGAUGGACUCGGUCGCGUUAUUAUGGACGAGAGACACGAAGAAGCUCGACAAAAGAUUCGCGCGAAUACAGUCGCCAGUUCCGACCAUUUGGUCGCUGGUCUUAAGGGUCUGGGCUUUGGACUUCUUGGCGGCGUCACGAGCAUCUUCACCCAGACCUACGACGGCGCGGCCAACGAGGGCUUCCCUGGUUUCUUUACCGGGUUCAGUAAAGGAGUAGUCGGGACCAUAACGAAGCCGGUCGUGGGAUUUUUGGACCUCGCCAGCGAAACGGCAACUGCCCUUCGAGAGACCAGCAGAAGCGCACACCGGGCGAUUCCAAAACGCGACAGGCCGCCGAGGGUGGCCAGUGGUCCGGCAGGUUUACUGCCUCCAAAUAAUCAGCAGCAAGCCGAAGGCCAGGAGUUCUUGUACAGCAUAAAUAACCGCGACUACUCGGAGCUCUUCGUGGCCUACGAGUUCCUGAGGAGCGGGACCGAGGACCUGCGGGUCCUCGUCUCGAACGAGAGGGUGCGAGUCAUCUCGGGCGGUACCAGGGCCGUCGUCACCGAGGUCAGUUUGGCCGACCUCUUGCACUGCCAGCCUACUCACAAGGUGGAGAGCAAUGGGACGACCUUACAUUACAUCGAGCUGACCUCGAGGACGACGGACUCCGGCCAGGUCGCCUACUUAGACGGCUCGGAACGCCUGAGGAAACCUCUGGUCAGGUGCGACAGCGAGGGCGUCGCUAAGUGGGUUUCCCAACAAAUCAACUAUGCCAAAGGGAUGCACGAGGAACGCAGCAUGACACUGACGUCCUCGGACAACAUUUUGGAUGAUAUCCAUUGCUACAAAUAAUCUAGUUAGAAAUCAUUUCUCGUCGGCUGGAGCUUUAUUUUUCCAUUUAUUCCGAAGUCUCGAGGAGUCGUUCUCUAAAGACGGAGGAAUCGCGCAGAAUUGCCAAUUUCUUUUCUUUUUUUUUUUUUUUCUUUCUUUCAGUCGACUCGAAGCAAAUAGAAGUCAUCGAGAUAUCAUCAAGCGAAAUCGCGCAUAAUACUAACGGAGGAAAGACUGAUGCACAAAAUGAGUGCGACAAGUUGUACGUAAUCUAAGCUCCGAUUUCGAAGAAAACCGUCGAGGUUGCAUUUAAGUUUCAAAAAGCGCACUUUUUUGCCCGCCACGUUGAGUCGGGUAAAUUAAUUUAUUGAUUAUCGGGAAUGAUAAGGGUCGUUGAUAAUAUCAGUUAAGGGGACAGAUUGGUUGGAGGGGGGAAUUUAAAAAGACUUCUUAUUGGAAUUUAGGAAGGCAGGAAUUUUUAUUUAUUCCUCUCAAUUAAUUCCAUUGUACGAAUCUUACUCAAGAAACUGUGAAAGGGAAACCGUUUUCUUGAAUUAAAGAGGUCCUUUAAAGAAAUGUAUAAGAAUUAGAGGAUUAAUGGAAUGCAAUCAUACUGUCAAUGGUCAAUUUAUAAGACCCGGUAAUGUUUCUUUCUAAUUAGUUACACCUCAGAAUUUCUCAAAAGUGAAAAGAGGUCCUUUGAAAAAAGGUUUACAAUUAAAAGAGGUCCUUGAAGGGAAGGUUCCAAGGAUUAGAGAAUUAUUUCAGUGUUAUCGUACCAUUAAUGGUCAAUUUGCAGGAUCAAGAAAACUUCGAUCAGGAUAGCUAGUCGCGGGAAAUAAUUUUCUUAAAUUGAAAAGAGAGGUUCUUUGAUAACGGAUUACACUUGAGAGAGGCUCUUUAAAUAGUGAUUAUAAUUGUAAUUGGCUCUCGAAGAUGAGCAUGAGGGUUAGGGAUUUAUUUCAAUGCAAUCGUAGUAUCAGUACGGGUACGGUUAGUUUACGGGAUUUGGUGAAAUACUUUCAAGACAUCCAGCCAUAAAAGAGAACGAAUCACAGUCGAAGCUUGUAAAUACGCGCGAAGGAGAUAUAUCAUAUUUAUUUUUAAAUAACGAUAACUUCAACGCUACACAUCUCGGAUUCCAUCAUAUUUCAUUAUUAGCUUGUAAGAAGUCUCUUCGCUUGUACAGAACGUUUCGUACGUCGAUUCGUCUUUUUGCUCUCAUGCAUCUUUUUAAUACCACGAUCAAACGAGAGAGGUGUUCAUCAGUUUUGCGAAAUCCUCUCUGUCGGCUUUAAAAUCGAUAAUCGGAGGGCAGAGUUAAUCGUUUACGGCUAAGAGUAGACUUAGACACUUGUAAACAAUGUAACAUAUAUUAACUGAAAUAACAGUUUCGUUAAAGUGGGCCAAUAACAAUGAUCAAUAUAGUCACGAUUUUUUAUCAGCCCAAUUCUGCUUUUCUUUUUCUUUUUUUUGUUACGGAAUUUCGUUAUGUAUGUAUGUAGAUGAAUUUAUUUAAUAGCAAUUUAUGGAUAAUAAACAAGCAAAUGGUGGAUAAAGAAAUCUA
Orussus abietinus is the source of this 13902-nucleotide messenger RNA. It is a transcript of the gene Vps13D, whose product is annotated as vacuolar protein sorting-associated protein 13D. Lineage: Eukaryota; Metazoa; Arthropoda; Insecta; Hymenoptera; Orussidae. The record is from RefSeq and is a predicted model, not a curated record. Gene Ontology annotation, biological process: protein targeting to vacuole; protein retention in Golgi apparatus; mitochondrion organization. The transcript is spliced from 27 exons. Bases 258 to 12356 code for a protein of 4032 amino acids. Gene Ontology annotation, molecular function: protein binding. Gene Ontology annotation, cellular component: extrinsic component of membrane.